Messenger RNA from Cynocephalus volans (Philippine flying lemur), 1407 nucleotides. RefSeq names its product transmembrane protein 151A (gene TMEM151A). The transcript has 2 exons. The record is from RefSeq and is a predicted model, not a curated record. NCBI's taxonomy places the organism in Eukaryota, Metazoa, Chordata, Mammalia, Dermoptera, Cynocephalidae. Bases 1 to 1407 code for a protein of 468 amino acids.
AUGCCCGAGGGCGGCGGUGGCGACGGCGGGGAGGUGCCCGCGCUCAUCCCGGACGGCGAGCCGCUGCGGGAGGAGCAGCGGCCCCUGAAACAGUCCCUGGGAAGCUCCCUGUGCCGCGAGUCGCACUGGAAGUGCCUGCUCCUCACGCUGCUCAUCCAUGCCUGCGGGGCCGUGGUGGCCUGGUGUCACCUGGCCACAGUGCCACGGCUGGUCCUGGGGCCUGAGGCAGCCCUGGCCCGUGGGGCCGGGGCCCCGCCGCCUACCUACCCGGCCAGCCCCUGCUCCGAUGGCUACCUGUACAUCCCGCUGGCCUUUGUCUCCCUCCUCUACCUCCUCUACCUGGCCGAGUGCUGGCACUGUCACGUGAGGUCGUGCCAGGCGCCGCGCACUGACGCCCACACCGUGCUGGCCCUGAUCCGCCGGCUGCAGCAGGCGCCACCGUGCGUCUGGUGGAAGGCCACCAGCUACCACUACGUGCGACGCACGCGCCAGAUCACGCGCUACCGGAACGGCGACGCCUACACCACGACGCAGGUCUACCACGAGAGGGCGGACAGUCGCACGGCGCGCGGCGAGUUCGACUACUCGGCGCACGGCGUCCGCGACAUCUCCAAGGAGCUGGUGGGCCUGGGGGACCACGCGGCCACGCGGCUGCGCUUCACCAAGUGCUUCAGCUUCGGCAGCGCCGAGGCCGAGGCCUCGUACCUCACCCAGCGCGCGCGCUUCUUCGGCGCCCACGAGGGCCUGGACGACUACCUGGAGGCGCGCGAGGGCAUGCACCUGAAGGACGUGGACUUCCGCGAGUCCCUCAUGGUCUUCGCCGACCCCCGCAGCCCGCCCUGGUACGCCCGCGCCUGGGUCUUCUGGCUCGUGUCGGCCGCCACGCUGUCCUGGCCGCUGCGCGUGGUGGCCGCCUGCGGCACGGCGCACGUGCACUACCAGGUGGAGAAGCUCUUCGGCGCCAGCUCGUCCCCGCUGGGGGCCGCGCCCAGCGCACCCCCGCUGUCCCGCGUGGCCACGGUGGACUUCACCGAGCUCGAGUGGCACAUCUGCUCCAACCGGCAGCUGGUGCCCAGCUACUCAGAGGCCGUGGUCAUGGGCGCCGGCUCGGGCGCCUACCUGCGCGGCUGCCAGCGCUGUCGCCGCUCCGUCAGCAGCAACUCGCUGCCCCCGGCCCGGCCCAGCGGGUCCCGCCUGCCCUUCAGCCGCAGCCGCCUGUCGCUCGGAGCCGGGGGCCGGGCCACGCCUGGGGUCUUCCGCAGCCUGAGCGGGGGGCCGCUGGGGCGCCGUGCAGAGGACACAGAGCCCCUGGAGAGCCCGCCGUGCUACGAGGACGCCCUUUACUUCCCGGUGCUCAUCGUCCACGGUGAUGGCGGAUGCCAAGGGGAUGGGCAGGGUGCGCUCUGA